Messenger RNA from Zeugodacus cucurbitae (melon fly), 1688 nucleotides. RefSeq names its product chitobiosyldiphosphodolichol beta-mannosyltransferase (gene Alg1). Gene Ontology annotation, cellular component: endoplasmic reticulum. The transcript is spliced from 4 exons. The record is from RefSeq and is a predicted model, not a curated record. NCBI's taxonomy places the organism in Eukaryota, Metazoa, Arthropoda, Insecta, Diptera, Tephritidae. Gene Ontology annotation, molecular function: mannosyltransferase activity. Bases 168 to 1520 code for a protein of 450 amino acids.
GUCAGCUGAUAUGUAAUGUCUAAAAUGUCAUUACUUGAAGUAUUUAAUAAACUUGUUUUUAUAAAUAGUUUGCUUAUAUUAUAAAAUUAACGUCUUAAUAUAUAAAUUGGACAAAAAGCGAGUAUCUUAUAUUUAAUAUAUGUUUCACUGAAAUAAUCCUGAACGAAAUGGUUGAUGUACAAAUUGGCCGACGAAAUGCCUGCAUUGUUGUACUUGGCGACAUAGGGCGCAGUCCACGCAUGCAAUAUCAUGCCGUUAGUUUGCUUGAAGAAAAUUAUAACGUUGACUUUAUUGGCUAUAUUGAAACGAAACCGCUGGACGCCCUAACUAAUGCACACCACAAAUGCAAAAUACAUGAAUUAUCACCGGUGCCUGUAACUAACCUUACACCUAAACUAAAAUUAAUUUUCAAAACAUUUUGGCAGACAUUAAGUUUGCUCAUAGCGCUAGUUUCUAUACGUCGUUCAAAUUUUUUACUAGUGCAAAAUCCACCAGGUGUUCCAACCUUAAUAGUUUGCUAUCUUUAUUGUGCGUUAACGAGAACUAAAUUUGUCAUUGACUGGCAUAAUUACACGUACACUAUAUUAGCUCUGGGUACUGCCAACGGAGAGAAGAGUUACUUUUGUCGUUUAGCUAAAUGGAUUGAGCGUUCAUUUGGUAGUAAAGCAAAUGCUCAUUUUUGUGUCACCAAAGCUAUGCAACAGGAUCUGUUGUUGAAUUGGAAUAUUGGGCCAGCAGUCGUCUUGUAUGAUAGGCCGCCCACACAAUUUCAUCCCAUUGAAUUGGCUCAAAAGCACGAACUCUUUAUGAAAUUAUCCAAAGAAUAUCCCCAAUUUCUACCAAAAUGCUAUGCAGAUCUAAAAGAAUCUGGAGUUAUUGAAACAACAGCUUUAACACAAAAAUUAAUUAAUGGAAAUGUUUCGUAUAAACCACAACGAGUAGCUAUUGUUGUAUCAAGUACUAGCUGGACACCAGAUGAAGACUUUGGGAUAUUGCUUAAAGCAUUAGAAGAGUAUGAGAGCACAGCCACUACGCGUCCAAAUAAUUUCCCCACCAUUUUAUGUAUCAUCACCGGUAAAGGACCACAGAAACAAGAAUAUGAAUGCCGGAUUUCUAAACUAAAGUGGUCCAAAGUUUCAAUCAUAACACCGUGGUUGGAAGUGGAAGAUUACCCUCUUAUUUUAGCUUCUGCUGAUUUGGGAGUAUGUUUGCACUAUAGCAGCAGUGGAUUAGACUUACCUAUGAAAGUGGUAGAUAUGUUCGGUUGCGGUUUGCCGGUGUGUGCGUAUAAUUUCAAUUGCCUUGGCGAAUUGGUAACUCAUGGUCAGAAUGGAUUUAUAUUCGAGAAUCACAAAGAUCUCUCCGACCAACUAAAAUUUUGGUUUGAAAACUUUCCUAGUAAUCCAAGUUUACUAGAAUCCAAAGAACGGUUUCGCAAAAAUUUGCACGAAUUCCAAUCAUUGCGUUGGCAUGAUAAUUGGAGAAAUAAUGCCCUGCCUAUAUUUAAUUCUUACACCUAAAAAUAUUUUUAAUUUUAAUAUGGAAUAUAGUAAGAAUAUCCAUUAGUCUGCUUAAAUGUUUUAUUUUUUGAUUUAUUCAAGUAACUUGUAUAAUUUUUUUGUUUUAUACAAACUUGGUAAUUUUAAGAUUCCAUUUGUGAAAUAAAAAUAUUUUAAUACAUUUUACAA